Molecule: messenger RNA, 5681 nt
Organism: Lytechinus variegatus (green sea urchin)
Lineage: Eukaryota; Metazoa; Echinodermata; Echinoidea; Temnopleuroida; Toxopneustidae
Product: CUB and sushi domain-containing protein 1-like
Exons: 28
Coding region: 584-5608 (1674 amino acids)
Cellular component (GO): membrane
Source: RefSeq, a predicted model, not a curated record
UAUCAUAUACAUAAGGCUGAUGAUUGACAUUUCUUAUUCAAAAUUCAGUACAUUAGUAUCUCCUGAAGAUCAAAAUGGCCCAUUUAUUGAUGAAUUCAUUAUAGUUGAUCAAUAGGGAUCAGUGGACGAGUAUCCUGAAUUUAAACCACAAGGUUUGAGAUUCAAAUACUGAAGCACUUGUGUUGUUUGGCAAGGUUGUUAUGUAGGUUUCAUCAUUUAAAUUCUCUCGCAUUCAUAUACUCUAUUUUUUAUUGCCUUAUGUUUCACCACUUGCUUUAUAAGUUAACUUUAAUUGAUUUAUGAUUUAAUUUCAAACAAGCACCACAAACAUCCGAUUUGAGCAGAAACCACUUCUGCUAUAAAGUAGAAAGUGCCUCUUCUGCUUCCGUCAUUUCAACUGUUCAAUGUUUGCCUGUGUCAUUUUUUGUUACCUCUCUCUUUGUCUAAAAACUGACUAUGUUUAAAAGGUUCAGUGUAAGUUACCUAUAUCUAAUAUAUUUGCUUAAUAGCUAUGUUUGAAUACAAAUAUGGAAGACGGGACUUAUGAAUCACUUGAUUUGCUUAAUUUUUAUUGUUGCUCUGUAUGUAUUCUGAUACACCAGAAGCUGUGACUCAAACACCAGAACUACCAACAACAACAACAAGCACUACAACUUCAAGCACUGAACAAACUCAUCCCGUCAAUAUCGAGGGAGGUACUUUCACUCUUCAAGACGGAGACCAUAUGCACAUCUCUUCGCCAAACUAUCCUGCCUCCUAUCCAUCUCGCACCGACGUAGAAUGGGUCGUCAGCAUACCUGAGAACUGCUCUUUGAUUCUUAACGUCACCAACUUUUCCACCGAGAGCAAUUAUGACACGCUUAAAAUAGGCUGUGCAUCGGAAGCGGACAACCCGGGUACUACCCUUGCAACAUUCUCAGGUUUCCUGGAGCCAUUUAUUCGAACUUAUGCACCAUGUAGAUUCAUGAAGAUCCGCUUCAGUAGUGAUAGUUCUGUGCAGUACAGUGGAUUCGAGGCAGAACUAAGAGCUUCUUGUCUGACAGACGAAGCUGUUACUCGAAUCCACGAAAUUCCAACAUCAACAACAUCGGCAACCAACACCUCAGCAAUUUCAAACACAGAACAUCCAGUCAACAGUCAAGGAGGUAACUUUACUCUUGGAGAUGGAGACCAUAUGCACAUCUCUUCGCCAAACUAUCCUGCCUUCUAUCCAUCUCGCUCUGAAGUAGAAUGGAUCGUCAGCAUACCUGAGAACUGCUCUUUGAUUCUUAACGUCACCAGCUUCUUCAUCGAAAGCAAUUUUGACAAGCUUAGAAUAGGCUGUGCUUCCGAAGCAGACCGCCCGGCUACUACCCUUGCAACAUUUUCAGGUUCCCUGCAGCCAUUCAUUCGAACUUAUGCACCAUGUAGAUUCAUGAAGAUCCGAUUCAGUAGUGAUAGUUCUGUGCAGUACAGUGGAUUUGAGGCAGAAUUAAGAGCUUCUUGUGGGACAGAAGAAGCUGUUACUCAAAUCCACGAAGUUCCAACAACAUCAACGAUAUCGGCAACCACCACCACAUCAAUUUCAAACACAGAACAUCCAGUCAACAGUCAAGGAGGUAAUUUCACUCUUCAAGACGGAGACCAUAUGCACAUCUCUUCGCCAAACUACCCUGCCUCCUAUCCAUCUCGCGCUGAAGUAGAAUGGAUCGUCAGCAUACCUGAGAACUGCUCUUUGAUUCUUAACGUCACCAACUUUUCCACCGAGAGCAGUUACGACAAGCUUAAAAUAGGCUGUGCUUACGAAGCGGACAGCCCGGCUACUACACUUGCAACAUUUUCAGGUUCUUUACAGCCAUUCAUCCGAACUUACGCACCAUGUAGAUUCAUGAAGAUGCGAUUCAGUAGUGAUUGGUCUGUACAGUACCGUGGUUUUGAGGCGGAGUUAAGUGCUUCUUGUGAAACAGCAGAAGUCGUGACGCAAUUCUCCGAAACACCAACAACAUCAACAACCACCACAGCAAUUUCAAGCAUUGAGCAUCUACUCAACAGUCAGGGAGGUAAUUUCACUCUUGAAGAUGGAGACCAUAUGCACAUCUCUUCGCCGAACUACCCUGCUUCCUAUCCAUCUGGUACUGAAGUAGAAUGGAUUGCCAGAAUACCUGAGAACUGCUCUUUGAUUCUUAACGUCACCAAUUUUUCCACCGAGGGCAAUUAUGACAAGCUUGAAAUAGGCUGUGCUUCCGAAGCAGACCUCCCGGCUACUACACUUGCAACAUUUUCAGGUUCCCUACAGCCAUUCAUCCGAACUUAUGCACCAUGUAGAUUCAUGAAGAUCCGAUUCAGUAGUGAUAGGACUGUGCAGUACCGUGGAUUUGAGGCAGUGUUAAGUGCUUCCUGUGGGACAGCAGAAGCCGUGACGCAAAUCCACGAAGAACCAACAACAACAACAACAACAACAACAGCAACGACGGCAACCAGCACCACAUCAGUUCUCAGACAGGAUGUGACUACUCCAGUUCCGUGGGCUGUAAGUGGGAAUGUGUACUCUACAGGAGGCAAUUUCACUCUUGAAGAUGGGGACCAUCUGCACAUAUCUACGCCUAACUACCCUGGAGAAUACCCACCAAGAGCCAGAAUAGAAUGGAGUUUAAACAUGGCCGAAAACUGCUCCCUGGUUAUCAGUUUUAUCAGCUUUUACACCGAGGACACUUUUGACAAUCUUUACAUAGCCUGCAGAUCCGAAGCUGACAGCACUGAAACGAUACUUGACAGCUUUACGGGUUUUCUGGAGCCUUUCAUCCAAACCUAUGAACCGUCGAGAUUUAUGCACAUCCACUUUAUAAGUGAUUCUUUAUUUGCGUAUCAGGGUUUCGCAGCAGAAUUAAGAGCUUCCUGUGGUGAGCCAGAUGAAACAACUGCAAGGCACACUACGCAGGAUUCUAGGGCAGAAGCCGUGACGCAAAUCCACGAAGAACCAACAACAACAACAACAACAACAACAACAACAGCAACGACGGCAACCAGCACCACAUCAGUUCUCAGACAGGAUGUGACUACUCCAGUUCCGUGGGCUGUAAGUGGGAAUGUGUACUCUACAGGAGGCAAUUUCACUCUUGAAGAUGGGGACCAUCUGCACAUCUCUUCGCCGAACUACCCUGGAGAAUACACACCAAGAGCCAGAGUAGAAUGGAGUAUAAACAUGGCCGAAAACUGCUCCCUGGUUAUCAGUUUUAUCAGCUUUUACACCGAGGACACUUUUGACAAUCUUUACAUAGCCUGCAGAUCCGAAGCUGACAGCACUGAAACGAUACUUGACAGCUUUACGGGUUUUCUGGAGCCUUUCAUCCAAACCUAUGAACCGUCGAGAUUUAUGCACAUCCACUUUAUAAGUGAUUCUUUAUUUGAGUAUCAGGGUUUCGCAGCAGAAUUAAGAGCUUCCUGUGGUGAGCCAGAUGAAACAACUGCAAGGCACACUACGCAGGAUUCUAGGGCAGAAGCCGUGACGCAAAUCCACGAAGAACCAACAACAACAACAACAACAACAGCAACGACGGCAACAAGCACCACAUCAGUUCUCAGACAGGAUGUGACUACUCCAGUUCCGUGGGCUGUAAGUGGGAAUGUGUACUCUACAGGAGGCAAUUUCACUCUUGAUGAUGGGGACCAUCUGCACAUAUCUACGCCUAACUACCCUGGAGAAUACCCACCAAGAGCCAGAAUAGAAUGGAGUAUAAACAUGGCCGAAAACUGCUCCCUGGUUAUCAGUUUUAUCAGCUUUUACACCGAGGACACUUUUGACAAUCUUUACAUAGCCUGCAGAUCCGAAGCUGACAGCACCGAAACGAUACUUGACAGCUUUACGGGUUUUCUGGAGCCUUUCAUCCAAACCUAUGAACCGUCGAGAUUUAUGCACAUCCACUUUAUAAGUGAUUCUUUAUUUGCGUAUCAGGGUUUCGCAGCAGAAUUAAGAGCUUCCUGUGGUGAGCCAGAUGAAACAACUGCAAGGCACACUACGCAGGAUUCUAGGGCAGAAGCCGUGACGCAAAUCCACGAAGAACCAACAACAACAACAACAACAACAACAGCAACGACGGCAACAAGCACCACAUCAGAUGUGACUACUCCAGUUCCGUGGGCUGUAAGUGGGAAUGUGUACUCUACAGGAGGCAAUUUCACUCUUGAAGAUGGGGACCAUCUGCACAUCUCUUCGCCGAACUACCCUGGAGAAUACACACCAAGAGCCAGAGUAGAAUGGAGUAUAAACAUGGCCGAAAACUGCUCCCUGGUUAUCAGUUUUAUCAGCUUUUACACCGAGGACACUUUUGACAAUCUUUACAUAGCCUGCAGAUCCGAAGCUGACAGCACCGAAACAAUACUUGACAGCUUUACGGGUUUUCUGGAGCCUUUCAUCCAAACCUAUGAACCGUCGAGAUUUAUGCACAUCCACUUUAUAAGUGAUUCUUUAUUUGCGUAUCAGGGUUUCGCAGCAGAAUUAAGAGCUUCCUGUGGUGAGCCAGAUGAAACAACUGCAAGGCACACUACGCAGGAUUCUAGGGAUGUGACUUCUCCAGUUCCGUGGGCAGUAGGUGGUAAUGUGGACUCUACAGGUGGGUCGAUCACCCUCAGGGAAGGAGAAGAUUAUUACAUUGGAACUCCUAACUAUCCAAGCAACUAUCCAGGAGAUACGAGCGUGUUAUGGCAGGUAAACACCUCUGAUGCUUGCUCCAUCAACAUCACAUUCCUGGCUUUCCGCACGGAGCCCUUGUACGACUACCUGGUGCUUGGCUCGCAGGAAGUGAAACCUAAGAACGUGGUGCAGCGUUGGACCGGAGGGGAGGUUCCCGCAUCGUUUCAUGUGAAUUCUAACAAGGCAUGGCUGCUCUUCGUGUCUGAUGCCGAGAUUGAAGAGCAGGGAUUCGUGGCCAAGUUACAGACUGUGUGUUCAAACGUACCAGCUUACUUGGAGGAUGUGCGCUUGGUCGGUGGCGUUGGGCCACACGAAGGGAGGGUCGAAGUCCUUCACAAUGGCCAAUGGGGAACUGUCUGUGAAGACCUCUGGGAGCAGACGGAUGCUGACAUCGUUUGUAGGAUGCUGGGCUAUGAAGGGGCCGACGCGCAGUACUCGACCCAUGACAUGUGGUGGAUUUCCGGAGGCUCAGGACCUAUCCUGAUGGACAAUGUGAUCUGCCAAGGCAAGGAGACCAGUCUUGAUCAAUGCAGCCAUCUCGGCUUUGGAGUGCACAACUGUGACCACUCCAAAGAUGUUGGUGUGAACUGUAGAACAGAUGCUCAUCCAUCCAGCGAGGAUCCAUCCAUGAUCCGCCUCGUCAACGGCAGCCGACCAAACGAGGGUCGGGUUGAAGUCUUCGACGGCAAAAGCUGGAGCACGGUCUGCGACGACUACUGGGGGAUAGACGAUGCACACGUGGCUUGUCGGAUGCUGGGAUACGACCGGGCCGAGGUGGCUUACGGAGAGGCCAAGUUCGGCCAGGGAACCGGUAGCAUUUUCCUGGAUGAUCUUUCUUGCAUCGGGACAGAGACCAGCCUACUUGCGUGCGAUCGCGGCCAUGGUUCCGAUUGUUCUCAUGCAGAAGACGCAGGUGUUCGGUGCUUCGUAACAGCAUAAACUUGAGACAACUUUGAUUAUAGCCCAAGGGCGGAAAUCUCUCCUCAAAGGUAGGGGGACCAGGGGCUUGGAA